Messenger RNA from Petromyzon marinus (sea lamprey), 2774 nucleotides. NCBI's taxonomy places the organism in Eukaryota, Metazoa, Chordata, Hyperoartia, Petromyzontiformes, Petromyzontidae. The record is from RefSeq and is a predicted model, not a curated record.
AACAGCACUUGCCCCUGCAGCCCUGCUGGAGGCUACCUGGGGGAGCUUUGUCUGUGUGUGGCGAGCUUCCUCUCGCCCCUCUGUCUUCUCUCACCGUCCCUGUGUUUGGUUUCUGCUGUCAAAUGUCGUGCGCGCUGCCUGGGGACUCAAGGUGCAAUCAGCAGCAGCAGCAGCAGCAUCAGCAGCAGCAUCAGCAGCAGCAGCAGCAUCAGCAGUAGUAGUAGUAACAUCAUCAUCAGUAGUUGUAGUAUCAUCAUCAUCAGUAGUUGUAGUAUCAGCAGUAGUUUCAUCAUCAGUGGUAGUAGUAGUAUCAGCAGUAGUAUCAUCAUCAGCAGUAGUAUCAUCAGCAUCAUCAUCAUCAGCAGCAGCAGCCACGGAUAUUCAUGUCAACUCGAGUCCAGGGGGCGACCUGAAAUUAUCAUCAGUUUGGAGCGGGUAGGCAGUGGACAGGGAGAGAGCCCCAGGUGCUGCUGCUGCGAUGUGCAAGCGACGAUGCAGAUCGCCAUUCAACAACAUCAAGGCGUUCGUGUGCUGCCACGGUCUGCUGCAGCUGUCCCAGCUGCUGGUCUCAGCUUACUUCAAGAGCAGCCUGUCGACAAUCGAGCGACGAUACGGCCUGUCAAGUAGCACGUCGGGGUUCAUAUCCAGUGUCAAUGAGAUCAGCAACCUGCUCCUCAUCGUCUUCGUGAGCUACUUCGGAGGGCGCCUUCACCGCCCUCGGCUCAUCGGCACGGGGGGCCUCCUCAUCGGCCUCGCGGCCUUCCUCUCGGCGCUGCCUCACUUCCUCACCCCUCCCUACGCACACGGCGGUGGUGGCGCGGUGGUGGAGGCGGGGGUCACGGGCAAGCCCCCAGUGAGCGGCACCGGACACUCCUCGGCCCACAGCGACCUCUGCCGCCCAUCCGCGAUGACGUCGCCCCUGGCUCCUCCCCCUCCUCGCUGCCCGCCCGCGAGCAACGUCUCGGGCGGGGGAGGGGCGCGGUGGUUGGGGGCGGGGCCCGGCGUGGGGGCGGGGCACGACGCCGACGUGCGUGGCCGCGUUGUGACGAUGCUGAUGACGUCACAGCUGCUGCUGGGCGUUGGCGCCGCCCCCGUUCAGCCGCUGGGAAUCUCCUUCGUGGACGACUUCGCGAGCAACGCCAACAGCCCCUUCUACCUGGGGGUGCUGUUUGCCAUCAGCGUAGUUGGCCCGGCCCUCGCAUUCCUGCUGGGAUCCGCCACCCUCCGCUACUACGUCGAUUUCAACCGCUACCCAGCAGGGGGCCCCCAGGGUCCCCCAGGAGUAUCCCUGGGGGACCCUGAGUGGAUCGGGGCCUGGUGGUUGGGCUUCCUGGUGGCUGGGGCGAGCUGCGUGCUCUCGUCACUGCCAUACUUCCUCUUUCCACGUCACAUGGUCAGAGAGGAGUUGGGGUUCCUGGUGGCUGGGGCGAGCUGCGUGCUCUCGUCACUGCCAUACUUCCUCUUUCCACGUCACAUGGUCAGAGAGCAGGAGCCAGGCAGCUUGAGCGACGGCCACACCACCACUGACAGACUUCUAAAGUCGCCAGCCACCGCUGGUGGCCUCCAGCCUCCACCCCUGAGUCUCCUGCAGAUGAUGAGGGCGUUCCCCCGCAAGGUGCUGGCCGUGCUGGUGGCUCCCAGCUUCCUGCUCGUGGUGUCUGCCCAGGCGUGCCUCUCCGCCAUUAUCGCUGGACUUUCCACGUUCCUCGGCAAGUUCCUGGAGACUCAGUUCGGCGCCUCCGCCUCGUACGCCAACCUGCUGAUCGGCUCCCUGAACCUGCCCGGCGCGGCCCUGGGCAUCCUGGCGGGCGGCGUGCUGAUGAGGAGGUGGUGUGGUGGAGGUGGUGGUGGUGGAGUUCACGUAGCGGCGCUCAUCGCCGUGGUGGUGCUGGUCGUGUCGCUGGCUCUGUCCCUGCCGCUGCCGCUCCUCGGCUGCUCGUCCCCACCCGUCGCUGGGGUCAGCGUUGGGUUCAACGGCAGCAGCGUGGAGCCCGCUGUGUUGGGGUCUCCGCGGCCCUCCGCGUGCCACGCGGCGUGCCGCUGCCCCUGGUGGCCACAGGCCCGGCCCGGCACGGCCCCCGUGUGCUCCACGUGGGGUGUCGAGUUCCCCAGCGCCUGCCUCGCCGGGUGCGUCCACAGGGACAGCGCCACGGGGAGCUUCUCGUCUUGUUCCUGCGUGCCGGGCGAGGCAGCCGCCCGGCCGGGGCCGUGCCCCAGCGCCUGCCCCCACCUCCUCAUCCCUGUCAUGGCGCUGUGCUCGCUGGCAGGCCUCGUGGCCUGCCUGGCCUACACCCCGGGCUACAUCCUCAUCCUCAGGGGAGUGAACAGUGAAGACAAAUCCUUCGCUGUCGGGAUCCAGUUCCUGCUGCUGAGACUGCUGGCGUGGCUCCCUGCCCCGGCUCUAUUUGGCCUCCUCAUCGACUCGUCGUGUCUCGUCUGGACCGAGUCUUGCCACGCGGUGCGAGGAGCCUGCAAAUACUACGACAACGAUGCCCUGCGCACGCGCUACUGGAGCCUCCAGUUGGCUCUGAAGUUCUUGGCCCUGUCUCUCUUCUCCGUCGUGCUGGUGCGGGUUCGCCGGCGUCGCCGACGGAGUCUCCGCGCCGGCGCCGCCGCCGGCGCCGCCACCACCGGCGCCACCGCCGGCGCCGCCGGAGGCCUCCCCAUGGGGUCACUCCUCUCGAAGGCCGAGCUCGGCGGAGAGGGGGCAAGGCCGCUGAUGGCGGCGGAUGACGAUGGCGGGGUGGAGGACCGGAGCGACCACAAGGAGUGAA